CGUCGUAGUGUGCGCUCUCGAUUUAAAUAUAUUCGACUGAUAGACUUAUCGACAGUUUUUGCAGUUUGUGAAAAUGUGAAUUAGCAGUUCAAUUUUGAUUUUUGUGUGGAGCCAGUGGUACCAGGAAUUUCGGUUUGAUGCUGCAUUUGGGUGACCCAAAUAAUCAACCACGUACUGUAAAUUAAAAAAGUUCUCAUCUCACGUUCGGCCUCUUUUAACGUUAAUUGGAUUUUAAUGCUGGAAAACGUUAUUCAACGGUUUACCAUGAAAAUUUACAGUGAUACAGUGUUCUGAAAAUCUGCAAAUAGGAAAAACAGUGCUGGUGUUCGUUAAAAUUAAACUAAACAAUCUUAAUCAGAUAGUGCAAACAACUUGGUACAUCAAAAUCUAUUCCGGAGGAUGGUAUAGCAAAGUACCAGGCUCAUUGGCAUUCAAAUUUAUAGACAAGAUUUGCCGGCUUGAUGAGUGUGAUUGACCUGUGACAACAUGGCUGUUUCAAUUACCAGUUGCAGUGUACAUGUGGCGCUGCUUUGGCUUCUUUUCGCAUCCGCAAUUGGGGCCGAAGACAUUUAUUCGAAUUCAUUUAUAUCGCCGAACUCGGCGUAUGGCGAGGAUGUAAUGGACGAUCUGAGUACAGGAACCAAAACAUCUGCACCUGGUGAUAUUAAGACAACGAAAGACAGUUUAUUAACCUCAACGAUAACUAGUCAAAUUGUAACUAGUCGCACUAUAGAAAAUAGAGUGGAACGAUCCGCCGUUGCUGAUCCCAUUUUGUCCAGGACCUCCGGAUUGGAAGGACUUUUGGCAUUCAAAAAUGUGGAGGACUCCUUUGACAGUAAUGACGUAGAAUUAAGUGGGAGAUACAAUGUUAUACAGCCCUCAAAAACGGAUAAACAUCUCUUAUCAAAUGGCGUGGAACAAACGUUAGGCCCGCAGUCGGGGGAAGGCCAGGGGGCUCCGCAGGCACGGUCACUGUCAUUGCAGGAGCCCCAGGAAACAACGGCCACGCCAACUGCGACGAUAACGCAGAGUACUGUUACCCUAUCGAACCAACCGGGUAAGGGUAGGCAAGCUAAUCCCGACAUCCAGGACAUCAUCACUGGUAUUGUGAAACUACUCAACGGCAAUGUUAACGUGCAGGCCAAUACACAACCAGCCAUGGGACGACCGUUGAGACCGUUGUCGACUAGAAUAAACAACAGAGGACCGCCGAGAAUUACGGAUGUUCCAGCUCUCCCGCCAGAUUUUGACGUGCCUGCACCUUUGCCGCCACCACCUCUAGGCCAAAUGCCGCCGCCUGUCACGUCCACUAGGAUUCCCACCCCGUAUCCAUUUGAUGUACCACCUUCAAACAUAUCACCUGUUAAACCGUUUGGUAAUCCAAUACCUCUCUCAGAACAAGGGUCUGGCAAUAGACCUGGAUUCUACAGACCAGUCACUAUUCCUCCAUGGACUAGGCCUCGCAGACCACCAACAAGAAGGCCAGCUAUUCCUCCCUACAAACCGAUGCCUCCAAUACCAUCAGAUUUUAUCAGUUUGACUUCGGAAAAACCUGUGGAUGACAUAUUAACUCUAGACUUGGGAUCACAAUUGCAGUCCACCAGUCAAGAGACGUUAGAUAACAAAAACAUUACUGUGACAGAAGAACAAGAAGUAACUACUGACUUACCAGAAGAAAUUGAUAUGCCCGUGGAGGAAAUCGACAAUGAAACAGCAGCAUUUGAACGUAAUAAAGAGAAAAGUUCAUCCAAAAUGGAUAAACAUACCAGUAAAACUACUACUGUAAUAUCAACGAGCACCAGUGAAUCUUCUACUGAUUUAGAAAUGUCUACUACACAAACAUUAUCUGAGCUGUUGGCUCCUACUUCAGUAUUAACAGAUAUGCAAACUACUUCUUUGGCAAGGAAUAGUGAGAAUAUAACCGAAAUUAAUGUAACUAAAACAACAGAAGAGCCGAUGUUCUUAGAAUCUUCAAUUGAAGAUGUGUUACACACUUUAAAACAUGAUUUACUAGCGAAUAUGUCUUCUGACACUCCUACUGAGGAAUUGCCCUUGGUUACGAGUACUACUGAGGGUAUCAAAAGUACAGAAUCAACUAUUUCAAAAACAUCAAUGCAACUGAAUAAUCAAUCAUCAACUUUAACUAAUCAAGAUUUUCCCUAUUAUCCCUAUCGACCACGACCUGGAAUCGUGUUGGAUGACACUGAAUAUAAACCAGGAGGCAUUAAUAGACAACCAAUAAUUACACGACCUCCAAUUGGACAACUUGGAGAAAUCUUUGACAUUACGGUAUCUGCAAUACAGGGUCCAGGUGGAUCAACUGGCGGACAAGGGAAGCCUUACGUGAUUCCUGUUGACAUCGAAAACGUCCACGUGGGUUCUAACGCGGAUUUGAUCACCAGUCCCGUAGGAGACGAAGGCUUUGUUUCCAUUGACGGUAAACGAACGUAUUUGAACUUGUUCGGAGAUAACAUUGCACCAACGACAACUGCAGGAUCUAUGGUGAAACCCACCAUACCUUCCAACAAUCACGUGUCUGGCACAGGAUAUGCUGUAGUUGAGGCGGAAAAGAUUAAACCUAAUUUGGGAUCUGUUAAACCUACUCAAAGAAGACCAGUAUUUGGACGACCUAGGCCUAGUCAACCACCAGUGAGAAUUGAUACUUGCAUAGUGGGAGAUGACACAACCUGUGAUGUAUCACAGCAUGAAGUUUGUAGAACAGAAUCAGGAGUGAGUGCUUGUCACUGCAGACCAGGAACCGCCCGUAGGAAACACAGAGAUCCCUGUCGUAAGAUCGUAUCCGUACUUUUGUCUUUAAGAGUGGAUCGACUGUAUGAACGAAGAGUUGUAUGGGCUAACGAACUCUCUGACAAAGAAAGUGAAAGCUACCAUCAGUUGUCUUAUGAAGCCGAAAGAGCUUUGGAAUCUGCGAUGUCCAUGACACCUUUUAGCGACGAAUUUCUUGGUUCGAAAGUGAACAGCAUUUAUAGGGGUGAACGAGCGGCAGGUCAGGCAGGUGUGUUUGUUAAUCUGACAUUACAGUUAGAAGAAAAUGCUGAUACAGCUCGUCCAACUGUAAGAGCUGAUAUCCAGAAACAUUUAUUGGGCGUCAUACAAAGAAGGAGCAAUAACGUUGGGAACAGUGCAUUAUGGGUAGACAGCCCACCAGGUUCUAUUUCCAAUCUACAAGAUUUGGAUGAGUGUUCUUCGCCGGAAUUGCAUGAUUGUCACGCCUUAGCCAGAUGCAUAAAUAUCUUUGGUAGCUUUAAAUGCGAGUGUGCUGACGGUUAUAAGGAUCCUUGGUACGACAACAAACACAGAGCUGGUAGAUAUUGCGAACAGUGUUCACCUCAGCAUUGUAACAAUCGUGGUGAAUGCAAGUACCAAAAUGGACAAGAAGUUUGCGUGUGUUCUGGAAAUUACUACGGAAAUCAAUGUGAACUGGAUGGAGAAGUGUUGGGAGUAGCUAUUGGAGCAAGCGUAGCUGCUGUAAUCAUUAUUGGACUGACUCUAGUGUGUCUUGUGAUGUGGAGCCGCCGAUGGAGCAGGGAACAGAAAGCAGCAGUUGGCAGUCCUGUGUUUGGAUACAUGGCUACAGCCAGUAAUACUGUUAAAACUCCAGUUGUAGGAGCUCCUCCUUAUCAGUUAACUUUGGAAGAUAGACUACGUUGGGCCCAAAUAGCUGAUGUCAUGGCUCAAGCUAAUCAUUAUGCGCCGGAACCCGUAACAGGUCCAACCAGGCCAUCUUCGGCGUUGUUUGGAUAUCCCAACCUUUCUUUGACCGGUACGCUUCAGCAUGGUUCAUUGCAUGGUACUUUACCACCAGUUCCGCUUCCGAGACUCAAUUUGCAGGCACAAAUGGCCUCUAGGGUGGCCAGUGCCCAUGGUAUGCGACCCCUGGAUAACUCUAGCUCCAGCGAGGAGGAAGAUAAGGCUGAUCUGCUUGGCAGAAAUUUCCAAGUGCCGAGACCCAAGAGUCGAAGCAACGCAUCCAUAGCUAAUCAGAGUGGCAUUUAUUACGACGUGGACUACGACCAGAAUGACAUUUAUAAGUCCGGAGGUGGGAUUCCAUUAAGCACAUACAGCAUGGGUCGACCAGCGUAUUUCCGAAAUUAAAAAUUAUGUUUAGUUUAAGAAAGUUGUACAUAGUCAAGUUUACAUUUAAGGAUUUAGUAAACAUGGAAAUUAUUAUGUUUAAAUUAUAUUAAUUAAAAGUGCAAAAAAAUAUGAAAGAAGUAAAUAAAAUAUAUUUGCGUAAGUUUUCACUUCAUAAUACUCUACAACGUGUAAACGUUUUUGUUUAUUAUUUAUUUUAAGCAGAUAUAAAGACUUAAUUUAUCGAAGAAUUUAUUAUUUAAGACUUAAUAUAUGUAAAAGUUAAAACAAC
Messenger RNA from Aethina tumida (small hive beetle), 4387 nucleotides. RefSeq lists its product as uncharacterized. The record is from RefSeq and is a predicted model, not a curated record. Gene Ontology annotation, molecular function: calcium ion binding. The transcript has 12 exons. Bases 487 to 4116 code for a protein of 1209 amino acids. Lineage: Eukaryota; Metazoa; Arthropoda; Insecta; Coleoptera; Nitidulidae.